UGAUCGUUAACAAUGUAUAAAUACAUCCUUGUGAUCUUUAUCUGUAUUGUAUCAUUGUAGAGUGGUACAUCAGUGGUGAUGGAUACAAAACUAAAAAUCAUUAUAUGUGGUGGAGGAAACGGCGCUCAUUGUUUAUCAGUAUUUGCAUCACAAAGAAAGAAUAUCGAAGUUAGCGUACUCACAUUGCAUGAUGGUUCAGCUGAGCGUUGGAACAGUUCUCUUAAGGAAGGAUGCCUGACUAUGUCUGCUACACAACCAGAUGGUUCAGUGAAGAAUAUCGAAUCAUCACCGUCAUUUGUAACGAACGACGCUGCCGCAGCAAUGGAUCAAAUACAGGUCGUUUUUAUUGUCGCCCCGGCAUAUCGUCAUGAACUUUAUAUCCGUACAAUACUUCCUUACAUCAAACCUAACAUGCUAGUAGUCGGUCUUCCAGGCCAUGCAGGAUUUGAACUUCAAUGUAAGUACGUGUUAGGAAAUAAAUCCAGAAUAUGUACAAUCGUUGGUUUCGACUCUUUACCAUGGGGAUGUCGUGUUGUGGACUAUGGUAAACAUGUUCGCUUGUUUGGGAAAAAAGACGUAGUAUAUGCCACAAUGCUUACAGGUAUUGACUUUACACUUCCAUUUCAAGUAAUUGAAACAUUACAAUAUAUACUCGGUGAAAAACCCGUAAUAAAACUAGCUUCUAAUUUCCUCUCUGUUUCAUUGAUGGCUGGUUCCAUUCUUCAUCCUCCUCUCAUGUACGGUAAAUGGAAAGACUGGGAUGGACAACCUCUGCCUGAAGUGCCCUCAUAUUUUAAAUCAGUGAAUGAGGAACAAGCUGACAUCAUGUCAAACUUGAGUGAUGAAUUAGUGGCAACGGCAAAGAGGAUAUCAGACAUGAAAAGAGAUAUGGAUAUGUCUGACGUAAUUCAUAUACAUGAUUGGUUUAAACAGCGUUACUAUAAACAAAUAUCAGAUGAUAGUUCAGUAAUGACGUGUAUGAGAACAAAUCAAUCAUAUUCUCAAUUUGUACAUCCAAUGAACGCUGUAGAAAAUGGAUAUGUUCCAGAUUUUGAAUAUCGCUACAUGACAGAGGACAUUCCAUUUGGUCUUGUUGUUAUGAAAGGUAUAGCAGAAAUCGUUAGUGUAGAAACACCAACGAUGGAUAAAAUAAUUAAAUGGGCACAAAGUAAAAUAGGCAAGGAAUAUCUAGUUGGGGGAAGCUUGAAGGGUAAACACCUUAAGGAAGUUCGUGCACCUCAGUCGUAUGAAAUCAGAUCUUUAGAUGAAUUGCUGAAUUUUAUAUACUCUGACAUGAGACCAGAAGAUUAAAAAACGAAAUUAAUACAAUAGCUUCCUUUUGAAGGAAACGAAUGAUUGGUUGUACUAAUUUAUUACAUAAGAUCAUAUCACACAUUUACCGACAUCAAAAACAAAGGCAUAGCCGUUGUUGUGCUGUUCUUAAACUCAAGUCAUAGUGACAGCCUUUAAAAAACUUUAAAGGCAUAAAUACAAGAACUGUUUCUCUUUAGAAAAACUCUUUUCUGUCGUACUUUAUUUGGCCUUUUUUACUUUUUGAUUUGAGCGUUACUUAUGUGUCAUUUGUAUACGAAACUCGCGUCUUGCGUACACAAUUUAAAUCCUGGUAUCGAUGAUGAGUUUAUUGGUAUAAUUUUAGAUGAGGACACAAAUGUUGUCGUUGAAGUUUCGAUGGUGCAGUAUUAAGUGAUAUGAUAUACAAACAUUAAAAUCAGUGCAGUUCUGCAAUUGUUAUUCACAUAAUUAUGUUUCUGCAAAAAGGUUCGGAAUACAUUCCACAUUAUGUUAUGUAUGUUUGUAUAAGGGAAAGAUAAAAUGCCUGUAUAAUUAUUCAAAUAAAUAAUUCAUACUAGGUAAA
This is a messenger RNA of Mytilus californianus (California mussel), 1876 nucleotides long. RefSeq names its product opine dehydrogenase-like. Bases 79 to 1311 code for a protein of 410 amino acids. NCBI's taxonomy places the organism in Eukaryota, Metazoa, Mollusca, Bivalvia, Mytilida, Mytilidae. The transcript is spliced from 2 exons. Gene Ontology annotation, molecular function: oxidoreductase activity. The record is from RefSeq and is a predicted model, not a curated record.